Molecule: messenger RNA, 3056 nt
Organism: Mytilus trossulus (common blue mussel)
Lineage: Eukaryota; Metazoa; Mollusca; Bivalvia; Mytilida; Mytilidae
Exons: 18
Coding region: 154-2805 (883 amino acids)
Source: RefSeq, a predicted model, not a curated record
AGAUGAAGAAGCGGCCAUUAUCAUUAUGCCAUAUAUACCCAUACUUCAUGUCUUUUAAAUGAUACUUCUGCAAUGCAUUGAACAGUCAACUUAUUAAAGGACUGAUGUAGCGUAACUAUUGUAUGACUGUUACAUUAUGCACCAUCUCCACUAAUGAUGUCACAAAACUAUGUAAAAAAAAGGAAAUUGCAGUAUGCAUAUGUUACCCAUGUCAAUGGCAGAAAAAAGACUGUAAAAAAAUCAUACAAACCAGAAGAAAUACCUUGUAUUAAAGAAUCUCUUCCCUCGACCCUUCCUUCCACACCAGUUAUUGAAGAAGAAAGAAUAGAAGUUUCAGAUGAAAACAUCAACAUAAACAAGUAUGCAAAAGCCAAACAUCAGAGAAUAAGUAACUGGACAGAAACCUACAACAAACUUGUGUCCUAUGCUAAAGAAAAAGAAGCUGUUAACACAUUGAACUGCCAUGAUUGUGGAAUCAGAUGUGAGGACCUGUAUCGUUGCAUUGAUUGCAUAUCAUGGCCAGUAAUUUGUGGAAGUUGUUUGGAUUUACGACAUCAGCAUCCACAUUUACACGUUUUUGAAAAAUGGAUGCAUGGAGCAUUUAUUGGAUAUGCACCGCCAACUUUGCCUUGGAAGGGGAAACAGCACCAACUAUGUACAACAUCGUAUUUGAAAGAAAUAGUGGUAAUUGAUGAUAAAGGCAGACAACACCUUAGAACAAUCCAAUUUUGUUCAUGUGAAGAUGAAGCAGUGACAUUGUUGUCAUACAAUCUUUGGCCUGCCUCACCAAAAACACCACAUUUGGCAUUUCAUAUGGACCUUCUCCGUUGGCUUAAUGGAUUAUUGCUUGAAUGCCAUGUGUCUGUAAAAGGAUUUUGUGAAGCUUUAAAGGCCAGACAGCCCAAAUUAUACAAGAUGCUAGUGACAAAAGAGGGUAAAGAAAUAUACAAAAGUUUAAUGGCGGAAACAAUCCAUCACUUUCGACAAUAUGUCUAUCAAAUGGAUUACAUGACAGAUUAUUAUCCAGAUCUUGAUGAUGGUUGUAAUUGCCCAGCAUGCUUUGAGGCUGAAACAAGUAUUUUUUGUUUUGAUGCUGACUUCCAGUUGGUUCGAAAGUCAUCAUCAGGAUACAACUGGAUUGCACCAAAACAUGAAGAUAGGUUUUUCGUCCAGCAGAAGCUAGUCGAUGAUUUUAUUAAGGAUUAUAACACUCCAAAAAUUGAAAAGGACUGCAGUGACUUCCAAGCUGGAAACGACAUAAGAUCAAAAGCAAAGAACAACAAAUUGUCUGAAACUGCAGUGUUUGGAGCCACCUGCAGACAUGAUUUCCCCCAAAAGUUUUUUAGUUUAAAACAUGGUGAAAAACUUGGGUAUGCUGUUUUUUUAUUAGAACUUUUACUAAAAAAGAACUCUGACAGACAAAUGCACAUAUCUUACGAUAUUGCAUGUUUAUUGAAAAAACAUCUUGAGAAAGCUGGCAGAAAUGAUUUGCUGGAGAAAUUAACUUUUUCAGUUCCAAUUUUCCACUGCUAUGGACACAGCAUUUCAUGUCAAAUUUUGUUAGGCCCUAGAAGGACAGAAAACCAUGGUCUAACAGAUGGGGAAGGAAUUGAACGUUUGUGGUCCUAUUUGGGUGGUUUUUCCACUAUUACUAAAGAGAUGACACCGGAAAACAGAACUGACCUAUUAACAGAUGGCCUUAUUUACUUUGGUCAGAAAAUAAGAGAUAAAAUCGGUGACACAUUGGUAAUGAAGAUCAAAAGAACAGCAAAAAUUGAAGAAAACAGUGAUGGGGCCCUUCAGGAGAUUAUUUCUACUAUUCCUGAUAAAGUUAUUGGAAAUGAUGAAAUUAGCAAAUGGAUUGAGGAGGAAAAAUUGUCAGUGGUACAAAAUCAUAACAAUGAUACCACAAUUGUUUUGAACAAAACAGACGACUAUUUUCUUACUCUUCAAAGAUAUAAUAGUAGUGGAUCUGAACAAUUAGAUGAGAAGGCUUUGGAUGUAAAAAGAAGACUAGAGAAAACAUUAUCAGCAUUUGAGAGAAAACACAAAACCUCCAGAUUACCUUCAAAUGCUGCUAAUUAUCUAAAGAGUAUCAGAUUGGUCAAAUUAAAGCAAAAGAAACUACAGCUAGUUACUGUUAAAAAACAUGUUGCAGAGAGGCACUAUUUACUGAAGUUAUUGCACAAAUAUUGUAAAGGACAGGCAGUGUUCAAUAAACUCUCAAAGCAGAUGAAAUGUGUGUCCAAAAAAAUUCACAAGGCCAUUGAUGCUUACAAUAUGAUUGGGGAUUCCUCUGAUGGCUUACCAGAAAAUAUCAGUUUUGAUAGUAUCAAAGAUAUUGACAGUGAAAUAUAUAAUUUCAUGAAAGAUUUUGAGGUUGUCUCAGACAUUCCUCAAUCUAUCAAACAGGAAAUUAUUCAGCUUAAAUGCUUAAAAGAUAGAUGCAUUGAAGAGCAAAGAUUUCUUAAACAAGAAAUGAUAUCUGUAAUUAAAUGGUGCAAACAUCAGUACUUAAAAGUUAAAGAAAAGUUAGGAGAAUGUCCAACUUCAGGAGGUACUGCGUUUUUGAUAAAAGAAGCAAUGUAUUAUGAAAUGAUGAUAUGUAGGUUAAACAAUCAAUUUUCAGAAUACAUUGGGGACAUGUCGGUUGACAUUGUGUUUACAAAUGGUGUUUUGGCUGAUAACUAUGAAAAAAUGCAACAGAUGUUGAGAAAUGUAGCUUUGAUGGAAGAUUUGAUAGUAGAAGACGUUGAAAGUGAUUAUGAGGAAGAGAGUGGUGAAGAAUAUAUUGAAGACUUAUAAAUUUAUAUAUGAUUAUUAUAUUAGCUGUUCCAAAUUGAUUGAUUAUGUAAAAAUGAUUUCAGACAUCAAUGUGUUCUAGGAUUUCAACAGAAAGUUAUGUUUAUAUAUGUUUAUUAAUAUUCUAUCAUCUUUGUCAAAAAAAAUGUUUAUCUAAUUCUGGAAAAUCAUGUCAAGGUAUCAACAUAGCAUUGUUGAAAUAUUAUCAACUUUGAGAAAAAUUUUGAACAAAAUUCAAGAUGCUUGUAAAAUCC